AUGAUGCGUCGAGGAGCUGUUUUGAAACACAAAGGGGGCAUCGAUACUGGAGAAGGGGGGGGGGGGCGUUACAUCCGGGGGUGGAUACAUAUGGAGAGUGUGCGGAGGUUAGGAGGCAGUUGGGACAAUAUAUUUGGGAACAGUUCUAUAUCAUGGUGUGUGUUGAUGGGGGGGGGUGGUGGGGGGGUUGAGAGAGAUGGUAAGCGCGGAGCGGAUCUCUAUUGA
Dicrocoelium dendriticum is the source of this 225-nucleotide messenger RNA. NCBI's taxonomy places the organism in Eukaryota, Metazoa, Platyhelminthes, Trematoda, Plagiorchiida, Dicrocoeliidae. The record is from the annotation of a GenBank genome assembly.